Messenger RNA from Phytophthora nicotianae INRA-310, 2580 nucleotides. RefSeq lists its product as hypothetical. The transcript is spliced from 2 exons. Lineage: Eukaryota; Oomycota; Peronosporomycetes; Peronosporales; Peronosporaceae. The record is from RefSeq and is a predicted model, not a curated record. Bases 57 to 1598 code for a protein of 513 amino acids.
CGCCUCUGGCUUUUUCCAGGUCACACUCACCAAGAAGCACGCAAUUUCCUAUCCGCAUGUUCAUGCAGAUUGCCGCGCCGGAGUACGGCAGUGUGCACGCGUCUGGCGGAUCGAUGGCGUCCGCCCACUGGAGCGCUGACGACCAGGCAUUGCUGGACAUUCUGCUCAUGACGGAGCCCGACGGACUCAAAGACGCGGACAUGCAGGACGCUUUUGAGCCUUUAGCAGCUCCACAGACACCACCGCAGACAAAGCAGGAAGUGUUGCCGGCUUCUCCCGUUGUGGUCCAAGCCAAGAAAACGACAGCCAAAGACUCGCCCAAGGGCAAACUCUCAGCCAUGGAGCGCCGCGCCAGACACCGCGAGGUGGUCAAGCGCGCCUACCACCGCAACAAGGCGGCGCUCAACAGCUUGAGGGACACAGUAAAGGAGCUUGAGGAGCAGCUCGAGAGGCUGUCGCUGUCUAAACAGAAGCAGGGCCAAAACCCCACCGUCAAAAGCAAGGCUACUGACGAAAUCCAGCGACGAUAUGCCCUGCUGACAAAUGAGCAGGAGGAACUGGGCAACGAGGCAGCCCGACUACGACUGCUGCUCAACUACAGACAACAAUUCGCCACCAAUAUGGUGGCUCUUGCCCAGCGAGCAGCCUCCAUCUCGUCGGACGACUCGGACCACUCAGACACAGAUUCAGACACAGCCACAGCGUCCUCAACAGCCUCAUUAUUCGUGACGUCCCCUUCAUCGUCGCCCAUGUGUUUCGAUGCAGACUCGCCGCUGGCGAUACACGGGAACGGGUGCGACGUAUCGCCGCUGAACACUACACAGAAGACCAAGACGCCGUUCUACAACGAGCCACGUCCAACACUCGUGGGCCCGACCAUUACAGGGAAGACGCCGUUGGCAGUGGCAAUGCGGAAGCAGCUGGGCUACAAGCCGUUGAGCUUCAGCGAGUCGUCGACACUCGUGAACGAGAUGUACCGCUGCAUUCUGUCGUUCUCGUUGAAUGGUAAGGCCAUCAGUACAGGAGCCAGCAUAAUGGGCUGGGAAGACAAGCGGUUGCUGGAUGGAACGAGCCUCAAGUUCUCGUUACGCAAGCAAUUCCCUGGACAGAAUGCGCUGCAAUUAAUGGCCAGUACCUGGCAGUGUUUCUCGGACCCGGAGUGCACAGAGACCAAGUUCCGCGGCCUCAUGACGCUGCGCAUCCUGCAGCGCGUGAACGAUGACACGAUCGUGGCUAUGCGUGAGUCCAGGAGCGAGGAUGGCACAAAGCUUUACCGUUGCGUGUAUUUAUUGUUCCGCGUGCGAACUCGGAAGGGUUUCCUCAUUUGUGUGCAGUCGGUGGCACCCGAACGCCUCACUGACCCGGUGUUGAGCUCCAUUAGCCGAGAUGGCAAGCCCGUUCAGUGGACGGGGUUGUCAGGCUGGUUCGUCUUUGAGCCUACCGUUGAUGGGGAGGGAGCACAGGUCGAGUACGGUGGCUGUAUGGACUAUGGUGACCACGAGUCGAUCGCCACACUGGCCAUGAACACGCUGUCCAUUGUAUUCAAGUGGGAAAGCAUGAUGGUCGGCCCCAUCUUCACCCUGCCACCGUCAUGGUAAUCAGCAGGCUGCUUCAUUUAACUUAGCCCAGCCCAGAUCAACACAGCGUAACAGAAGGCGACGUGAGUGUACAGUCAAGUCAAGUGUGAUUGCAAUGCUGAUGCUGAUCAGAAGUUGCGAGGUUUGUGCUGGAUUCCAUGUGUAUUAUUUGCUAUAUAAUCAAUUGACCCCACCCGCCUGCGUGUCGUACGUGCUCAGCACGGGGGUGAGGUGUGGCCUGCAAACAAAUCCCAGUGUGUCCAGUGUUUACUACUGUGAUGAUUCACAGGUCGUGAGUAAACAAGCGACAAUGCUCAGUCGUAACGUGAGUUACUGCUGGAGCCUGGACGUCGAGCGAUGCCCAGCGACGUUAGAAUGACGUCGGUGGCAGCAGCUUGACUUGCCAGGAGACGUUUGACCUCCUCAAGCUCCUUGGCCGCAGACUGUUCGACGGCCACUAACCGCUCCUCGAAGGCCUGCGUAGCUGUUGCAAAUCGCUCAGCCACACGCACAGCUUCCUGCUGCGCUUGCUCUCGGAGUGCCAGUUCCCGUCGCUGAGCGUCAAUGAUGGAGAUCAGUGUCGCUCGCUCACUGCAAAGGUCAACACAUAAAUGUCAACCGUUUGUUCCUAUCGACCUGGCAGCUAAAAUCGAACGUACCUUUCCCACGCUUCCUCGUCCUUAGUCGAUGUAGCAGCAGCACCAGUCGCAGGGGGAGAUUUGAUGGAUCCUCGUGGAGUCUGAGUCUUCGUCUUGCGUUUGCCUCCUUUAUUGUUCGACUGCUUUGCUGAGCGUUCAUCUACUUCUGGCGACUCGAUGGUGCUUUGUCGUGGUUUCUACCAAAAUCUACAAUGUCAGCAGCACUAAACCAAACAAACUUCUGUCACCAUCUUACCCAGUUCGUCGAGCUGAGUGUAAACGGCUCCACUGUUGUAACCUUAGUGAAAUCCUUAACCUGCUGCACUCCGUUUAGUCUGCACUGAAUACAAAAUGCAUUAGCCAGG